This is a messenger RNA of Gallus gallus (chicken), 5381 nucleotides long. RefSeq names its product delta 4-desaturase, sphingolipid 2 (gene DEGS2). NCBI's taxonomy places the organism in Eukaryota, Metazoa, Chordata, Aves, Galliformes, Phasianidae. The coding region runs from base 20 to 988 and encodes 322 amino acids. Gene Ontology annotation, molecular function: sphingolipid delta-4 desaturase activity. Gene Ontology annotation, cellular component: membrane. The transcript has 3 exons. The record is from RefSeq and is a predicted model, not a curated record. Gene Ontology annotation, biological process: sphinganine metabolic process; ceramide biosynthetic process.
GGGGUACAGUGCUGGAGCCAUGGGGAAUCGUGUCACUCGCGGGGACUUCGAGUGGGUCUAUACCGAGCAGCCCCACACGCAGCGCAGGAAGGAGAUCCUGGCAAAAUAUCCAAGGAUCAAGGCUCUGAUGGGACCAGAUCCACAUUUGAAAUGGAUUGUAUCUGGAAUGGUUUUCAUGCAGUUUCUAGCAUGCUAUCUGGUGAAAGACUUAUCUUGGAAAUGGAUUCUCUUCUGGGCUUAUGCUUUUGGGGGUUGCAUCAACCAUUCAUUGACCCUAGCCAUCCAUGAUAUUUCACACAAUGUCGCCUUUGGGAACAAGCAGGCCAAGUGGAACCGAUGGUUUGCAGUCUUUGCCAACUUGCCAGUUGGUGUCCCUUACUCUGCUUCCUUCAAGAAAUACCACAUAGACCACCAUCGGUACCUUGGUGGGGACAGCCUGGAUGUGGACAUUCCUACAGAUUUUGAAGGCUGGUUCUUCUGUACGCCACUUCGGAAACUGCUUUGGCUCUUCCUCCAACCUCUAUUCUACAGUCUGAGACCACUGUAUGUGAACCCCAAAGCAAUUACACAGAUGGAAAUAUUUAAUGCCCUUGUGCAGUUUUCUGUAGAUUUUAUUAUUUUCUAUCUUUGGGGACUCAAACCUAUUAUUUACUUAAUAGCAGGUACAAUUCUUUGCAUGGGCUUACAUCCCAUAUCUGGGCACUUCAUAGCAGAACACUACAUGUUCUUAAAAGGAUAUGAGACAUAUUCUUAUUAUGGACCUCUGAACUGGCUCACCUUUAAUGUGGGCUAUCACAUGGAGCACCAUGAUUUCCCCAGCAUUCCUGGAAGCAAGUUGCCAAUGGUGAAGAAGAUUGCAGCAGAAUACUAUGACAACCUCCCUUACCACCAGUCCUGGAUCCGAGUCCUGUGGGACUUUGUAUUUGAUGACAGUAUCGGUCCUUACUCAAGGGUUAAGAGAAAAUGCAAACUGGCAAAAGAAAGCUAACAGACCAGCUGCAGCUGCUGCACUGGCAUUUUGUUUGUUUGAAUGGUUUGAGUGCUCUGCAGAAGAAGAAGGAUGCUUGUGUGUGCUUGGUGUAGCAUUGGUACGUGCUCCUUGGAUGAAGAGGACGAGUGUCUGCACUAUUUAAAACUACUGAUACUUUUUAAUAAUGGAUAUUGUAUGCAAUCUUGAAAAACUAGACGAGAGCAAGAUACAUUCACAUGAAUCUUGGUCUAGGCUUAGAAGUAACUUCCUGGGACAUGUGUGUCCAAUGUGGAGUUUUGGCCUGGUCUGCAAUGAAGAAUGUUUGUUGCGUGAAUGGACGUGCUUGUGUGUAGGGUAGAACUGGUUUCUCUUCAUGCCAAGUUAGAUGUAGAUGCUUUGCAUGCAUAGGACCAUGAAAGCAGGGAUGACUGGCAUGCAGUAGCAAAUGAUACUUUCUAGAGAACACGAGAGUGCCUUCAAAUUGCCUAAAUAUUUUGUGCCUGACAAUAGAUGCUUGCAGUGAUUUUGUAUAUGAAAUGGAAUGUGUAUGUAUUUUUUGUAUAUCUGAAUCAAUAUUUUGUUAGCUGCUGUUUGACCUCUAUUUCAGGGCUUUUUCUAAACCUUUCCUGAGCCAUUUCUGUUCUUAGUACCUGGUGUUCAGUGUAACUUACUGGCAGAGUUGAACUGUGAUGCGGAAAAACCCUUUCUUUAAUCUUCAGCUCACUGAUCAGCAAUAUGGCAUACCACAGCUCGUGUUGUGAGGAAUGGCUGAUCCUUUCCCACUCAUUCUUUCAACAGUGUUCAUAAUUUCAUCUUUCCUCAUAUCUCUCACUACUAGAAGCCCCUCUGGGAGUGGAAGGGUUCUAGUUUAAAUUGCUCCUUAUAAGGGCUUUUACUGUUCCUGAUCAUCUUUCUUGAUCUUCUGUGUAUUGUACCAAUUUCUGUGAAUAGGAGUUAGGAAUAGCUAUCAUUGAAGACACUGGAAAUGUUAUGGUGACAUUUUUCCUAACCACUUGCAGUGCAAUUCUAAUUUUUUCUCUCUGUGAUUCAAUGGGAACUAACUCAGCAAUCAGGAAGCAUGUGAUAUUCCAGCUAUAAAAGUCAUCACUCAUAGUGAUAAGGGGAUAUAACCAGGACAUAGAUCUGGUGUUGUUUCUCUCCCUACAUGCUGUAUAUUGCGCUAUUGACAUUGACCUAGAUCUGUCAUCUCCAGCCCUUGGAGCAAUUCCAUCUUCCUGCCUCUUCUCCAACCACCAGCUUCUGGCUACCCUCAAUAAUAGCGUUUCAUCAAAAAACCUUAGUCACCAUACCUUUCUCCAUGCAGAAUUUACUGAACAAUUUCUUGGGAGUUAGGAGUUGAGAUGUCAUCUAGUAACCCUCCGCACUCUGGAAAGCUGACUACUUACAUCUAUCCUUACUAAAUGGCUAAAAGAGAACAUAUCUACAAAGAUCCUCCUAUGAACUGACAGUUUAAUCCCUCUAGUGGUUUUGACCUUGUUUUCUUCUAGAAAUCCAUAUACAUUACAAAUGGGGAAUAAUUUAUUUUAUGUUGAUCUCUCAAAGAUCAUUACUGGGCUUGGAAUGCCUGAUUUCCUCAAUAAACAGGGUUUUGUUCCUGCCUCCUACAGCACUGCAUCCAGUGAGUCAUACUGGUAUGACCUUUUGGCAGUAGAUUGUCUCAGUCCUUCUGACACUUCAUGAUCAGAUAUUCAACUUCCAGUGUCCAUAUCAAACUGUUUCACAAUUCUCAGCCAAUUUAGUAAGCAAACAUAAAAACAGUAUUAAAGAUUAUUCUGUGUUCCUCAUUCCGACCAUUGCAUUACUCCUCUGUUGAAACUGACUUUCCUCUAGCUCCCUUAGGUGCUUCACAAUGCCAUUAAUCUACACGAUGCGUAUGUUAAUAGCCAAGCCUGACAUAGAGGCUACACUAUAAACUGAGGGUAACCAAAGUUGUUGGCUGUUUCUCACCUGCAUAGCAGCUGUGUUCCCACUCUGCUUUGUCACAGUCCACCCGUUCUGCAGAGAGAUUUGAAGGUGCUGGAAGUCCUGGUACCUGCUGUGCUCUCAAGCAGCAAAGCACCAGUUAAGAGGGUCACUGCUCUCCUGGUGAGGUUGAUCACAGCUGCUCUCUACCCUUAGGACCUGACAGAUGCACUCAGAACUUCAGCAAUCUGGGAUGGAUUUAUAAUGCUGAGUGAGCACCUGGAGAUGGGAGCAGGUGUUACUGCUUCUACCAGCCAAGCCCCCCUGCCCAUCCUGUGUACCUUGCGACUCUGCUCCCAUUAAAUGGCCCCGUGCAAACUUCAGUUAAUUGUCUUAAUGACAGGAGGCCUGCAAAGGAGGGUAAGAAAAGCUCUUUUACAGCAGGUUGCUGGUGUUACUAUAGGGUCAUACUGUAUCCAGGCUGUACUCAGCCUGGGUGACAGUGUGGUUAUUGUUGACUGUAGGUGCAGUGCCACGCUCCAAGGUAAAACAUGAACUGAGCUGGGGCUCAACUUUAUCAAGCCUAAAAAAGGUUAAUGGAGACUUUCCCAGAAUGAUUGUGGCUAUAUGUGAGGCAGCAGUUUGGAUAAACAUUUGCUGUUUCAAGUAUGCCAUGAAAUGGCAUAGGUCAAGAGGUGAAGGCCUUAAGUUGCACCUGCAAAGGCUCCAGAUGAAUAUUAGGAAAAGUUUCUUCUUAGGAAGAGCUGUACUGCAUUGGCACAGGCUGCCCUGGGAGUUGGGGGGGUGGGGAUCACUGUCCCUGUAGAUGUUCAAGAAGUGUGGAGGUAUGGCACUGAGGUGUAUGGUUGGUGUGGGUUGAUGGUUGGACUAAACAAUUUUAGAGGUCUUUUGCAACCUUAAUUACUCCAUGAAAUGGUUUUAUAAUUAAGAAACACAUGAGCUAUUGUAUCAUAUACAGCAGACUAUAACAAACUUGACUGAUGUUUGGCCGUGUUCUUCCUACCAGUAAGGCUCUUUCUCCUGGAGCUGUAGUGUUGUGUUUCACAUCCAUGCCUUUCUGCUGUAGUUCCCACAUGAACAUCUUAUCCUGCCGUCUAUCUUUCUCUAACCAGGUGGGAAGCCAGCACUAAACAGCUAACAGAUGUCAGGCUUAGACUGGAGAUUGACCUUCAAUUAAGCUUAAAUUUCCCCCAGUUAUCUAGUAGUUAGUUUACAAUCUAACUGGAAAAAAAAAAUGUUUUCUAGAAGACAGAUGGAGUGACUUUGAAGACUGCUGAAGGACAAUUGCAAGCUCUCCAAGCCAAAGCAGAUAAAAGUUUAUAAGUAACCAGCAAGCCUGCCCCACCCAUGCCCUCCUGGGCAUCCUACUGCUUGAAGGUAGCCAUGCAGGAUCGUGGAAUUGGGUGAGAAGGAAUGGAAUUGAGCCCUGGCCCAAGCCCUGCUCCAGCAGGGCCCCACAGCAACCUCCUGGUUCCUUCCUGAGGGCUGAAGAAUGGCCAUUGCUCCUGAGGCUCUGAAACAGCCUGGUUUACAACAUGAAGCCAUCGGGAAGGCCCAAAGCAAGGCAGGGGGCUGGGGAAACACUGAUUUCUACAGCUGAACUCCCAUCACUUCUUGCCUUCUACAUAAAGCUGUCAAGGAGAUUGUAUGAUGGCUGCUGCCUUGUAAAUCUCACACCAAACCAAGUUGAGCAGAAAUUCUCAAGAUUUCACUGGUAGAAAGAAUGGUAGCAAAGCAAAGCACACAUGUGACCUGAUAGGUAAGAGCAAGUGUGUGAUGAAGUGCUCAGCCAUGCUGGUGCAGUGUCCUGUACUCAUUUCUGAGACCUCAGUUGCCACAAAAAAAAAAGCCUGCACAGAGUUAACAGAUGGAAACAUGAAAUAUUAAAUGAGUGACUCCCAUAAGCCUCUAGUUCAGCAGCACUGCAUGUGGGAUUUCUGCUUUGCUGUGGCUGUGCUGCCCUAAUACCUUCAGCAGCCUUGCUCUGAAUGACCCCCUCUCCUUCCAAAAGCCCAUACAGGUGCAAGUGAUGGGAUGGGUGGGGUUUGUUCUUACUGAGGAGAUAGAGCAGGACAGUUAGGGGUGGCCUGAGGCAGCCAUAAGCCAUCAUCCUCCCCUGACCUCCGCACUCUCCAGGUGAGUCUUCAUCACCACCCUCCCCAAGCCAGCGAGGAAACGUACCCAGGUGACAUUAAGGUGGAGAAGCUGGAGGGGUUACAGUAUAAACAAAGGCAGGGCCAUGUGGACAAUAAACAGUUUAUUACCAAUAUGAACACAGAUACUGUGAUGCAGACGUACCAUUUUUUUUUAAUAUUGUGAUAACUCUGAGACAAAGAACUUGUUGGCUGACAACUAACAUGUCUCUUUUCUUCUGGUGAUGCCACAAUACAUUUCUGUUGGCAAAGGAUCUUCAUUUACAUUGCAGACUACUAAUAAAAUUACUUUGAAGUCAUCUAUCAAAAGCAAA